This is a messenger RNA of Nymphaea colorata (pocket water lily), 7667 nucleotides long. Its product is annotated as transcription factor MYB1-like. The record is from RefSeq and is a predicted model, not a curated record. Lineage: Eukaryota; Viridiplantae; Streptophyta; Magnoliopsida; Nymphaeales; Nymphaeaceae. The transcript is spliced from 5 exons. The coding region runs from base 6733 to 7551 and encodes 272 amino acids.
GUACAUAUACCAAAAAAAUAAAUGACAGCAAACAAAUACGAGCGCAAGACAAAGGCACACUGACGCGGUCUAACAAAACAGAAAAGGAAGUCAUGGUACUGUUGAAAGGACGUUGUAUCUUAAAAAGAAGGUGCGUGCUCUAUCGACUACGUGUGCGCCGAGUAGUUGGGAGCAGAAAGGGGCCGUACCGUCUCACGUGCCAACCGAUCUCUCGGCACGUGACGGCAGGUAGUUAGGCAAGCUCUGAACGGUAGAUACUAACGCAACCAACCUCGAUAGGUGCUUCGAGUGGUCGGUACACAGACCAGACCACCCCGCCUUUCGGCUCGGCUCGAAAGCCGGCUGUUGAUGGGAGUCAAACGGUCUUCAGCUACUCGUCGCGGUCAAUUCUAGAGAGAGAGAGAGAGAGAAUAUGUGGGGUAUAGAGAGAGAAAUUAAAGAAAGGAAACGGUUCAAGUCAAAAGAAAGUUUGGAUGCUUGCCCUUCCAAACUACCAAUCUUUUUUUUUUUUGGUACCUACUCAAUAUAUGUCAAUGUGAAUUGACGUAAACGCCCUUUAACGCUAUCGAUCCAGGUCUUUUUUUUUUUUUUUUUUAAGGGAGGUAUAAGGUGCUUUGUUUCUGGAUUCAGCGCGGCCGAUGAUCGACUAGAGAAAGAAGAAGAAACAACAAAUUUGUAGCCUCGGUCCGACCGUUGUUGCAUGAAGGUGGUAGAUAUGAGCAUGGGGAGGUGGAUGUGGUGCAAUCCACAUUGGGGGAACUGGUGAUAACUAGUCCUUGUUCAAAAAGUUGUAAAAAUGAAGAGAAAUUAAGGCUUCUAGCCCUUGUUUUGCCUCCUGAGCAUGGUUGAUUUGGUCGAUCAUCAGCUGGUGCAACGUUCAAGAUGAUGGACCAUUGAAGAAUGCAGAUUGAAACAGCUGCAGUUCUUUCCUAUCCAUUCAAGGUAAUGUAUGCAGUAGCAGUCUGACAUAUGCGUGCUUCUGGUCAUAAUCCAUGAAGGGAAAGGUGAGAGUUUAAUUUGCAGCAAGUUGCAGAACAAUAUAAGCAAAAUCUGCCGCAUGCACUGCACCAUAUUUGAGCAAUGACGGGGUCCAUGUCCGUCACUGAUACCUAAAUUGAUCGUAACAUAGAGUUCCCUUUGUUAGGUUUCCUUUUUAGCCAUUAUUAAAGAACAGUUGCAGGUUUCUUCUCCUUCUUCUGCAUGAUAUUAUGGGUAGCUAGAAAAUAGACGUACUUUCGGCCAUUAUUUGGUAGAGAACAUGUAAGUUACUGAAAAUUUAGUGCCAACAGAAAAUCAAUAUCUUGGUUUUCGUAAAAGCUUGCAAUAAUGCAUUCAAGUUUUUCAUCAAUCCAAAGCAUGCACGCAAAAAGGUGCGGUUUUCUAAAUUUUCAGAAGACAUUUUCGAAAGCAUUAAAAAGCGGGUUGAAGUACAUACUUGGACAAUCCAAGCAGUAACAACUGCAAAAUCAAGUGCUUAAAAUACAUACAUCUAUGAAAUUAAAUUUCAAUAAAGUGAAAACUCUCUAGGGGCCAAGAAUAUAUGGUUGUUUCUAAAUUUUACACUUAUUAUAUAUCCCAAUCAAACUCUUAACGAAUCCAACUGCUUGAAAUGGCUACUAUGAUAAUCACAAAUUGAUGUUGCACCUGGUUGAAAGAAUCAUAUUAAUAGAGAGAGAGAGAGAGAGAUGAUCAAUUUCAUUCUAACAACUCAGACGAUUUUUUGUAUAUUACUUUUGAUUUCUCCACGUUGGGAUGUUCAUUCUUUUGUCAAGAUGUAAAAUGGAUUGUGGGCAUCGCUUGCUCUCUCUCUCUCUCUCUCUCUCUCUCUCUCACACACACACACACACAAGCACGCACGCCCACAUACGUAUGUAGUACACGUACAUAUAAUGACUGUAUGUAUUGACCAUGAGUUGUUUAAUCAACUUGAUUGAUGACUUAAAAGGUGUUAAGUAUGAUGCUAUUUGUUUCAAAAUGGAAAUAGUAACUGUCAUCCACUUCUUUUAACAUGUAAUGCUAAAUCAUGGCUUGAAUUGAUUGUACAUAAGAUUACUCAUAUUAAUUUAGUGUAUAGACGCACACAAAGUGCUUUCUUACUUAGUAUCCACUGUGACUAUUCUCUCUCUCUCUCUAGUUUAAUUUCAUUUUAACCACUCAAUUCCAAUUCCAAGCAAGUCAGACAAUUUAGUGAUUUUCACCACAUUUGAAUGGUUAAUGUUGAAAAUUGAAUAGGAAAAAUAGAAGAGAAUCAAGAUGUACAAUAGGUUGUCAAUAUCAUAAAGACAUGCCAAUAUCAUAGAGACACUCAUACUACUCAUUGGUAUUGUUUGACAUUGGCAACAGUUACACAGUGUUUCAUGAAACUGGUCUAAUAUUUGGAGUGGAUAUAUGAAAUAGUAUGUUGUUGUUUCUAUUGUCAAAGGACCCCCUUUUUCACGCCACCCCAUUUAGUCAUGUUGGUUUCACAUACCUAGAGGGCUAUUGUUUCUAUGUUCUCUUUUUUUGCCUUCUCUCUUUCUUGGUUUGCACUUAUGCAUGUGUUUAGUUUUACUCCUCCCCUCUCUCUCUCUCAAGGUUUUUCACUUUUUGCUCCUGGUUACUUAGGCAUGCUCUUCAGACACAUUUGCUGUUAUUCACCUUGCCUUCCAUCUCGGGGAGUACCUUGUUCUCGUUGUUGACCCUCUCUCUCUCUCUCUCUCUCUCUCUCUAUAUAUAUAUAUAUAUAUAUAUAUAUAUAUAUAUAUAUAUGCCUUCUUACUCUUCAAUUUGUUUCUUUCUUUUUGUACUCUUAAUUUUUUUUCUCAUUUUAUAUGAUUUGUGAUAUCUUGUCACCUUGCUUUUUUCAUUUGAAUUUUCAUUUCUAUAAGUUAUUUCUCUCUCUCUCUGCCCGAGGGGGCAUAGCUCAAACGGGCGGACUAGAGAUGUGUGUGUUGUGCAUUACUAGUUUGACCUGCAGGAGUAUAUGUUUCUGAACCAAAAAAGGGGUGGGCUCUAUGUGCAUGUUGAAGCAUGGAGCAGUUCCACUGCCUAGUACCGACACAAUUGUGGACCUUAAGGAGCAUGCGGAAAAGGGGAAGGGGGCUUCGGCUCUCGUUUGGUUGAUAGAAUAACCUCCCGCUCACCCCUAUAAAAAAUUUCUCCCUCUCUCCCUACAACAAUAUGGAUAUAUGAUACUUGAUGCCAGAUGACACAAGUUGGCUUCACUAUAUAAAUGUAUUGCUAAAGCAUGUGUACCAUAAAGACAUGAAAUUAAUUACAAGCGCGAAUUACUAGCCACCCAAUCAAUAUGUUAAAUGCCUUACGAUUUGUCAUAUGUAGAUUUUACAACUUUAAAACAGUAUUGGUUAUAUUAUUAUCUACCUUUCUUGAAAAGCUGAUAUACCAACAUGUCAACUCUUGUAAGCAGUUAUCUAUCUUUCGUUUCAGAAUCUUUUUUACUUUCUCUUUUCUCUCUCACUAGUUCACAUAUUUUUCCUCUGUUCUUCUCAUAUUGUUUUCUAUUGUUUCUUCUUGCUCUCUAUAGUGGUACUACCCAUCCUAGGAUUAGUGGAUCUCAAAGAUGGAAUUAGGGAACUUCAAAAACCAGUUUUGAAUUGAAAUUGAUUUAACUCAUAUAUAUGUAUUAUGUAAACUGUUAAUAACUCUUCCGAUCAAAUUGAUUGGUGAUUCACAAAGUGUUACGUACAAAAGUUCACCUUUUCAAAAAUAGUUGUAAGCUAGCUAGUAUUCACCUUUUUCAAAAACUAUAAAAAUACUUUCAAACAGUCAAUCAUGUUAAUCAAACAACUAAUAUUAGCCUACAUUACAUGUGUGUGUGUGUGUGUGUGUGUGUGUGUGUGUGAGAGAGAGAGAGAGAGAGAGAGAGAGAGAGAGAGAGGGAGAUCAUCUUGAAAUUAAAUUGCAUCACCAUUGAAAUUGGUGUUUGAAUAGCCUAAUUUACCAUAUCUACACAUCCUUAACUAGAAAUUAUAGUCAUUGAUGAGCCUUUUUUUUUUAAUGAACUCUUAUCUCAUAUAUUCGCCUCUGGAUCAUGACAAAUAUGAGUAUUCAAGUUCAAGACCAACUACCAGGAAGAGUUAAAUCUAAUUAUAACAACAGUGCAUAAAGAAAGACAAGAUCAGCUCAUAAUCAUAUUAUUAAAGCAGUCUUUUUUAAAAAUAUAAUUGUUAACUAAAGAUUAAAAGCUUUCCAAUAUAUUUAUGCCUUUUUCGACCACUACAUAUAAGAAAUUUAACUUUGUCUCCAUGGGGAGAUGAAUAUUUGGGCCUUUGCACACUAAAGAAAUAAGGUGAAAAUUGAUGACUCAAUUGUACUACUAUAACUUACCGUUCAUGAAAAGUUUAACACGUUCUCCAUAGAAUGAGAUAACUAGAUAAUAAUAUGAAACACAUACACUGAUUUAAACCAAAAUAAAAUACAAAUCCUGUACUGGCACAAUUUCAUUAAGGACCUAACAGGGUGCUAUUAUCUUACUCUGUGCAUUCAUCCCUCUUCUCAUCGACAGAGAAAGACUUUUAUUUCUUCUUUAAUAUGGUUUUCUUUGUCAUUUGACACCGAAUGGAUAGAGAAAUGCAGGCAUAAGCAAAGUGAUCCCAAGAUUGAUGUCAAGAACAAGGUUAUGAAGGGAUCAGAACAAGGUGGCAUUCUGGUGAACUAUAAUGCGGUAGUUAUGAGAUGACAUCAUAAGAGUUUGAGAAAAAAAAUGCAUGGAUCUUUUUUAAACAUGAUUCAUUAAGUUCCCUUUGAUCAAGUCAGCAGACUCCUGUAUUACCACAUAUAGCUUUUACAAAAGCCACAAUAUUCUGGUUUACAUGUGGGUUUUGGUGGUACAAAAUGUUGUCCAACACUAACUACCGAUCUCUUUAAUGGAUUCAAAUUUGAAGACAAACAGCUGUGCCAAACAAUGGUCGAAUCCAAUAACUCUUUAUUUUAUUGGUUAAGCAAUAUUCUGCAACACAGCUAACAUUCAAUGACAUUUUUGUGUCGUCAAGAGACUUGCUAAACAGUCGCAUGCAUGCAUGGUCAUUAGUUAGUCAAAAUAUUGUAUGCUUUCAUUUUGAAUUACCAACGGCGGAGCUAGAAAUUUCUGACUAAGGAGCACAGAAAGUUAUGGAAGCAUCAAUAUAUAACUAUGGAAAAACAUGUGCCCCUGCUGCUGGUUGGAACAAAUUAAUCUAAUUAAAUUUUGGUAUUAUCCCAUUGGAAUAAGGUUUAUAUAGUUGUUCUUUACCUCUUUGAAAGACAACUAAGAAACAAAAACCACCAGCACAUUCUACAACAGAUCAAGUUAGGAAGUAGCCAGAUUCAUCUAAUUGUUCAGUUCCAUCAAAAAAUAACACGAGAAUAUUUACUGCGGAGAAACUAUAUACAACAAGGAGGACAUAUGUAUGUGCGUGCGUGUUGUGUGUGUGUGUGUGUGUGAGAGAGAGAGAGAGAGAUAACUAUAACAACGCGUACCAAUUACUCACUUUUUAGCUGGCUAUUGUCCCCCAAAAAGAAUACUACAAAGCAUGACAUUAUAAUAUACGACGAGUACGUAAGACUCGUCAAUGUAAGACCUAAUGGUCAUUGCAUGUAUGUUCGAAUACGUGUCCUUGGGCAUGCAUCGCACCUUAAGUCAAAUUUUUAAACUUGGUUCUAGUACUAACUGCAACAACCAAGUCCAAAUCUAACUUCGAGCCUGUUUUAACUCAUUCAAAUCCGUCCCAUAUUUGUCUAGCUUCAGUUCAAUUAGUAGUAAGAAAUAUAAGUGUGUAGAACAAGCCCAUGAAUUCUCUCGAGAUCUUAAACAUAGAACGAUCAAGUCUUGACCCUUUUUAGUAACUCUACCUAGCCCCCACAAAAUGGUUCUAUUAUAACAAGUACUUUUAUUCAAUUUAAGUUGAUAACGUGCAUGUAUCAUGCUAGUAGUGGUAGAAGACGAAGCCAGAUUAGCUCCUUGUAUUUGGUUUUACUUAUUCUCAAGAAUUCUAUGUUUAAAAUUAUGUAACUAUUCGUUUCGCUAAAUCAUAUAUAUAUAUAUAUAUAUUGGAUGGUGAUUCUAACUUUUUAAAAUUACUCAACCAUCUAGUCAGGAUUAUUUGAUUUAGCUUGAUGGAUGAUUAAGAAAAGAAAAAAGAAAAAAAUGAUGAAUUCAAUAUAGUGCGUACAUUUUCUUUUUUUUCUUUCAAUUGUCCACAUAAGAUCGACUGGUUUGGUCAUCGUAUUAUAUUUAUAAAAAAGAGAAGAAAGAUGUGCCGACUAAAAUGGAAAUUGGUAACAAAAGAAAGAGAAAAAUGUGGGCGCAUGACGUAAGUGAGUGAAGGGCGGCUGCGUGACUGAAUGAAUGGUCGCGUUUGGGGCCCUAGCCGCGCUGAAAGGAGAGCCGAGCCACGGAAGAGGGAGAAGAAAACGAGAAAGGGAAGAAGGGAAAGGAAAGUACGCAUUUAGGUGGGGCAGCCUGCAGGGUGUGCAAGCAGAGUUAGAUCUCCCACGCGCUUCCCUCAUAUUUUGUGCAGCAGCCCCUUACUAUGUGGGGGUUGGCCGGCUGCUAACUCCAACUUGUGGGUAUAAAAUACACUCCACUGUGGGGGAUCUGCCUCGUGCUUCCUCUCUCUCUCCCUGUCUCUCCCUCUAUAAAAUACAGUCGACUGUGAGGGAUUUGGCUCGUGCUCUCUCUCUCUCUCUCUCUCUGUCUCCCCACCUCAAUUUUGAAGCUUGAAUUGCCGUUGCCCUCUCUCUCUGGUAGAAAAAAUGGUGAAGCCUGAGAGCCACAGCAAGAAAAAUGUGAACAAGGGGGCUUGGACAACAGAGGAAGACAGAAGGCUAUCAGAGUGCAUAAAAGUUCAUGGGGACAAGAAGUGGAGAUCCAUCCCUGCUAGAGCAGGUCUCAACAGAUGUGGAAAGAGUUGCAGAUUGAGGUGGCUGAAUUAUUUGAGACCAGACAUUAAGAGAGGGAACAUAUCAGAAGACGAGGAGGAUUUGAUCAUGAGGCUUCACAAUCUUCUGGGCAACAGAUGGUCACUGAUAGCCGGGAGGCUGCCGGGCCGAACAGAUAACGAAAUAAAAAACUACUGGAAUACUCAUUUGAGCAAAAAAUCGCUCUCAAUGAGUGAACUGAACCACAAAAUCAACGGCAAAGUCAAGAGAUCAAGCCAGAAGCCACUGCCACCAUCGAUCACCUGCCCCGUCUCCUCCACACCAGAGUUCACCAGCGAGAAGGCUGUCAUGGAGAAUGAGAGAGCCUCGAGCGACCUGCUAGAGAAAGAGCCCCAGGUAGAUCUCGACAUCGACAUCGACCGGUUUUUCGACUUCCCCAACUUCGGAUCUGUGGAAACAGAGCAGGUCCCCAGCAAUCACAUGGCUGAUGAUCAGAACCAAGUCGAUCAGGUGCCAAUUGAAGCAGUCAGCUUCAGUGAGCUGCUGAGGCGUGAGUUGGAGGAUGGCCCUAUGGUGGACUUGAACUGCUACGACGAGUCUAACUUCGAACAGCUUGAGUUGGAGAUGUUGAGCAGAUUUCUGGACUCUGAUAUGGAUUUCACUAACCAAGCAGGGGAUCUGUCUUCCUCUUGAAAAAAUAUGUGUCAAUUACCUUCUUCAAUAAUGAAUGUUGGUACUGUGGAUCUGUACAUCAAAUGGUUUCUUGCAUCCAGAUAUAUAAAUAAAAAAGGAAUUGUUCAACUGAGUUA